AUGUGCCAAAACUUCCAUCCAUUCCCGAAGGUCAUCCGAUCAUUCCACAGGCAGAGACAACAAGGCACUGCCUUGAGCCAUCAACAAAGCACAACCAUGCCUAAACUACAGCUUGUCGUCACCGAGUCGCCGCGCAUUGUGAGACCCUCCCGGCGUCGCUCAGUCGAAACCUCCCUUCGAUCUAUCUUUCUAUCCGGCAAUAGCUCCCAGCUAAACAACCAACGUCUCUUACCCCCGGCAUCUUCAAAUUCCCUUCAACUCGUCCCAUCAUACCAGCGUCACUUUUCAUCGGUAUCCUAUCGGACGUCAUCUCCUUUAAUACAAAAGCAUGCCGUUAUUCUUCAUCAACAGAGCUCUCCGAAGCUCCAGGAGACUACCUCCGGGUCAAUCCCGAUAAGGCAUAAUGGCGUCUACGUAGCGACGUUUAAUCCGGCUCGAAGAGCUUUCCAUCAGACCGCGGUUGUGAAGAAGGACCAUCAUUUUGAUACACUUAAGGUUGUACAGCGUCUAAAGAAUGAAGGGUUCAGCGAGGAGCAAGCCGUCGCCCUGAUGAAAGUUAUGUCAGAUGUUAUCGAAGAGUCGAUGCAGAAUCUCACACGGGCAAUGGUAUCAAGAGAAGAUGCCGAACGUUCCGCGUAUACCCAAAAAGUCGAUUUUGCUAAACUCCGCUCCGAACUGUUAAACUCGGAUUCAACAGAGGCACAGCUUACCCGCUCGUCGCAUGAUAAAAUUGCGGGAGACCUAGCCAAACUUAACUCUCGAUUGAGAGAUGAGAUAGGCCGAACGCAAGCUUCUGUUAGGCUGGAUCUGAAUCUCGAAAAGGGGAGGAUACGUGAGGAAUCUAAUGGACAAGAGAUGAGGAUAAAAGAGACAGAGACCAGAAUUGAGCAGGAAGUAGCUGGUGUUAGGGAAAGAGUUGAGGCUGUGAAGUUCUCAACUCUCCAGUGGCUAAUGUAA
Trichophyton benhamiae CBS 112371 is the source of this 957-nucleotide messenger RNA. RefSeq lists its product as uncharacterized. The record is from RefSeq and is a predicted model, not a curated record. Gene Ontology annotation, cellular component: mitochondrion. Lineage: Eukaryota; Fungi; Ascomycota; Eurotiomycetes; Onygenales; Arthrodermataceae. The transcript is spliced from 2 exons. Bases 1 to 957 code for a protein of 318 amino acids.